AUGACUAAUUAUAAUUAUGGUUAUGGUCGUAAUAUUAUUUAUGAUUUUCAUGAAAUUGAAUUAUGGUUAAAGCAAAAACUGAAUAAAUGUAAAUUAAUCGAUACAGAAACAGUAAGACAAUUUGAUCUAUUUCAUUGUCAAUUUGCAACAUUUGAUACUGAACCAAAUUUAAUUAUUAAAAUACGUGAACAUAUACAACAAGAAGAAUUACCAAUAUUGAAACAAGAAAAAUUAAAAGAUUUUAUAACAGAAAAUAGAGAUAAUUUAUUAAAAGUAAUUGGUUCACUCGAUCAUAUCUUCACCUAUUUACAAUAUACAUCAACGUAUGAUAAUAUGACAUUAGGUGAAUUUAUAGAAACAAAAAUAAUAUGUUUAAAAAAUAUUCCAGAAUUAUUAAAAAAUGAAAAUGUGUUGGUUGGAACAGCUUUAGCAAAUACAAAUUUCGAUAAAUAA
Messenger RNA from Didymodactylos carnosus, 453 nucleotides. Lineage: Eukaryota; Metazoa; Rotifera; Eurotatoria; Philodinida; Philodinidae. The record is from the annotation of a GenBank genome assembly.